Molecule: messenger RNA, 336 nt
Organism: Protopolystoma xenopodis
Lineage: Eukaryota; Metazoa; Platyhelminthes; Monogenea; Polystomatidea; Polystomatidae
Source: the annotation of a GenBank genome assembly
AUGUGCACCGAACUUUCACUCCUGUCGGCUCGUCUGAUGGGAGAAAACGUCGUGGUGACAGGCGCUGGAGCAGAAGUGGCACGAUCCAUCGCUACUGGAGCCAAUUCAGCCUCGGCAACGACGGCCAGCGAAGACGCCUCUGGAUCCGUCUUCUACUGGCCCGGAGCUGGCUGCCCAUCCAAAAGUGUAAAGUUGGCGCGAACACUUCAGAACCAAAUUAGUUUCUGUCGCUUCUUCCAUUUCACGAAUCGAGGCGUCACCAGCCCGGGCAUCUUUGAGAACAGCAGAACAUACGAGCUUUCAAUAGUCGCUCCUCAACGCUGGCUCCACAACUAA